This is a messenger RNA of Marasmius oreades (fairy-ring Marasmius), 1208 nucleotides long. RefSeq lists its product as uncharacterized. The record is from RefSeq and is a predicted model, not a curated record. Bases 1 to 1074 code for a protein of 357 amino acids. Lineage: Eukaryota; Fungi; Basidiomycota; Agaricomycetes; Agaricales; Marasmiaceae. The transcript is spliced from 7 exons.
AUGAGAUACACAGAUAUAAGAACCGCGCAUGCGCGCCAUGACUCUAGAGCCUCCUCUCAUCCCUUGAACUCCUCCCAUCGGAAGACCCGUAUGCCUUCGUUGUUCAACCUCAUUCGCGGAGUUAUCUUCGCCUCCGCCAUUCUCUUUAGUAUAAUAUGUCUUGCCAUGGCGGGACAUUUUCAAGCCGUACUUGCUGCUUCAGACCUCACUCGCUUUGUACCCUUUGCUAUCUUUGUUUGCUCCGCCAGUCUCUUCAUCAUUACACUUUUACUUGGAUGCAGUUUAUUGCUGAGGGAUCGGAACCCCAUUUCUACGCGGAUAGAGAUCACUUGCUUGGGACUUGCUGGAAUUCUUUGGCUUGUGCUUGGUGUUUACCUGACAACGUCCGAAUCUCAAUCUGCCGACGUCGAAUGUUUUGCAUCCGAAACCGCUACCAAUCCAUUGGACGAUUCCGCUGCAAGCUUCCACACAGACCAGUACCAGGCCAUGUACAGAGUUUUAAUGAGCUUCGCCCUUGUCAACGCUGUUUUGCUUUUGGCCUCAUUUUCCGGGUUGCUCGGAUUGGCGUACAAGAAACAUAAACAGGGUGACAAACACAUGUGGUUAGGGCCUGUUACAUCUUGCGCGUGGUUCAACUCCUAUAGCAAGCCAGCUAAACGUGGAGGACGAAGCAAUCAGACUGGUAUUCUUCCCACUAAUCGCUCUCGGUCGCAACAACGAUACACAGAGGCGCCAGUGAGGAAGCACUCGAGCCGGCGUCAGGCUGAGGCUCCGCUCCCUCCUCCUCCUCCUCCUCCUCCUCCUCCUCCUCCAGAAAUGAAAGAGAAGAAACAAAGCUAUGCAGAUACUAGUCCUUAUCGAUCAAGACCCGAGCGACAGUUUACCAGCCGUUCUGCACCCGAGAGGCAGCAGUCGGGUCGUUCUACCAUGCCAGAAAGACAACGUUCUGGCCGUUCAGGGCCUGAAAGACAACAUUCAGGACGACGGCCGUAUUCUCCGCCGGGCGGUUCCUUGUCAGAAACAUUUGAGCAUGGUGGGAUGAGGAAUCCAAACCGGAACUUGGGCGCCAGAUGAUGCCUUUUUUUGUAUAUUUUUGGGUCGACCUAGGUUUAUGACUGACCAGCCAGAGUACCUGCGCAUGCAUGGCCAGUUGUGUAUAUUUUUAUGGAUUGGGGAAUAAAAAUUUGUAUGCUCCCUGGAGGUCAUCC